UGCACUGCUCUCUGUUAGUUCAAUGAAACUGUGUGAUGUGAACGUGUGCAGUGAGGGACUGGUGCAUCGAGGGUUAAUUUCUGAUUGCUGCUGUGAAACAGACCAGCGACACACUCCGCUAAUGAAGAGCUCAUGGGAUGGAGGCUGAGGGUGGGGGAGGGACACGUUGCUGUUGCCGUGGUUAUUCUGUAUUGAACCCUGCUGGAACUGUGUCCGAGAAAUAUGCUAUGUGCACACUGUAGUGACAAUGCCUAUAUGUGCGAAAGGUGAUGCGGUGACUUAAAACUCAGCUGAUUCAUGUUGUGGGCGAGCAGCUUAGUUACAUCAGGAUUCAAAUCCUAAUGAUUUAUUUUGUGUAGAUUUUUCCGUCCCGCCUUGUGGAUGUGACUGGUGCACAUGACAUUCACUAUACAAGCUGGAAGAGUAUUAUCAGAUGACAUCUCCGCCCACGCCCCCCCCCCACAAGUAUUAGGGAGAACUAAUACCAGUCAUGUCACUCUGCAGAUGAGGACACUACUGACCUGGGAGGGUGCCUGGAACGUCCUGCUGCAGUGUAGAUCAUUUUGGAAUCGGGAGCGUUUCCACCGUCCACCAGGGAAGAACCCGCAGCUCCUCCAGACUGCUCGACUACAACCUGCGGGAGGAUUCCCUUCAUGUUUGAGAAAUCCUUUAAUCCCUUUCAUGGCAUCUUGUGCGGCUGCCGUUGCCUGUUUGGCUGCACAGACGUGAAACUUCUGGUUCUAAAUCUCCCAGAUGAUGUAAUGGGUUACAGAUGUUUUUGUGCCUUGCUUUGUCCGGAGCGAUGGAUUUGUGUGGUCCGUAGAAGAGAGUUCACCGGGAGAUCUCCAGGGCUGAACGCCUGAAUGUAUUUACAGCGGAUGAGCUCCAGCGCGGGAACCAUUGCACGUCUGUGGAUGUUGGUUUAGGAACGUGGGCGCGCCAUGCCUCACCAUGACGACGAGUAUCCAGAUCAGCCUGUGUGGCAGUCGGUGCUGCUCUUCUGCUGUAAGGGCAUGAUCGAGGGCAUCAUGGUUAUACUCUUCUUCUGGCUUCUGGUGCAGGUUCUUUUCACCAAACACCUGGAAGUUCACCUCCAGGUUCUUCUUCUAGUUGGACUGAUCGUCUUUUGUCUCUCCUUGAUGCUGGGAUGCGUCCUGUGUUGGAGGAAAAGUCAGAUUUGCGCGGUGGAGAACAAACAUCCCGUGACGUCAGCAGCAGCUCCUCCUGAACCUGUGACCUUCGCUCAGGACCCGCCUCCCUCGGCCACGGCGGCCAAGAGGCAGCAACAGGAGGAGGAUUUAGUGGAGUAUCCCUCCACAUUCACCAGCCCUGGCCCUUCAGAGCUCGAAUUCACCGCUCAGCCUCCCGGCGCCUCCAACCGCAGGGACCGGUCGAGGAUCAGCUUCUCCCUGCGCCGCCUCAGCACGCCACCGCUCACGUCGCCUCUCUACAAACCAAUAGGUGCCGGCCACGCCUCCCGGCUCGCGCUUCCCACACUGGGACUGUUCUCCAAGACGCGCGCGGCCCUGCAGAGGCGCUGCACCAUCGCUGGCGACAGAGCGUCCUGCAACGAACACAGCCGCCUCACGGCCGUGUCUGCCUCCAUGUCGGAGGAGCCAGUUCCACUGACUCCCCUGACGUACGGCUCCGGCGCCGGCUGCAGGCGGGCGCCGCCACCAAAGCCUUGCCUCCAUCUCAUUAUGGGCUUCGCUCCAGAGCAGCAGGUCCUGACAGUGACUGUGCUCAGCGUGAGCGGGACCCCUCACACGCUGGAGGACCUGUGGGUGCUGGGCAGCCUGCCCCCGCUGCACCCCCGCCCCACUCAGGCCUGUGCUCGGGGGGACCCCGGCCGCGAGGCCGGCAGCCUGGGGCUGGCGCUGAAGGUGAGCUCUGUGGAGGAGCUCCAGAGGUGCACGCUCAAAAUAGCCGUGCACGCCCGCGAGCCAAACGGCCCCGGAGGCGCUGCACUGGGGGAAGCGGAGGCCGACUGCGGAGGAAGAGACUGGCUCGCGGAGCGUUGCUUUCACGUCCUGCAGGAGCUCAGCACGAACACAGGGGCGCCAAGAAAGGGUCCGGUCCCAGACGACGGGGGCCGUCGCUGUCCUCCACAGAUCCUCGUUUUGCUUCACUAUCAGGCUCUGGCUCGCCGCAUAAAGGCCGCCAUCAUCAGAGUCGCUAACUUGGACGAGCUGGUCCACGCGUCAGCAGGAGCAGAUUACAACGUGGUGAUCAAUCUGCACCAUGAUGGAGCUGUGAUCAGCCGCAGACAAACUAAAGGAGGAUCCAGUGCCGUGUUGAAUACUUCUUUCCUGUUUGACGUGCCUGAGGGAAACAUCAGUCAGCUGCAGCUCAUGAUGGAAUUUAUAGUUGUGCAGGACAUUUGCAGAGAUCAGGUUCUCGGUCGAGUCGUGGUCGGAGCAGAAGCUGCAGAUGCGGGUCGCGCUCACUGGAGGGACACGUGCAGUCUGCAGGGGGAGCAGGUGCGAUGGCACACGCUUCAGCCAGAACCACAGCAGAGUUCUGACUCCUACGCUGGAAACGCCGUGUGAACGGGUUGAACGCAAGUGAUGCUGAUGUGACUUAUUGAGUUUACUGACACCUCUCUAAGCAAUAAAGUUAUAAAGCAUGGCCUUUAUGUCACUUUGUCAACCUGUGAGUAAAGUACUGUAAAUGCACAAUGUAGAACAGUGAGGGGUCAGAGCCAUGUUACACGCUCUAAGGGGAUGUCACAGAGUCUUAAUUAAAUUAAAUGCAAAUGAAGAGUUUCUCAUUUGGUCUUUGUGACUAAAAUACCCUUUAUUUGAUAUAUCACAGAUUUGUCGUCAUUUAUUCUGA
Molecule: messenger RNA, 2835 nt
Organism: Betta splendens (Siamese fighting fish)
Lineage: Eukaryota; Metazoa; Chordata; Actinopteri; Anabantiformes; Osphronemidae
Gene: syt18b
Product: synaptotagmin XVIIIb
Exons: 5
Coding region: 942-2549 (535 amino acids)
Biological process (GO): regulation of calcium ion-dependent exocytosis; cellular response to calcium ion; vesicle fusion
Cellular component (GO): axon; synapse
Molecular function (GO): phosphatidylserine binding; SNARE binding; clathrin binding
Source: RefSeq, a predicted model, not a curated record